Cladophialophora immunda is the source of this 1056-nucleotide messenger RNA. RefSeq lists its product as uncharacterized. The coding region runs from base 1 to 1056 and encodes 351 amino acids. The transcript is spliced from 3 exons. Lineage: Eukaryota; Fungi; Ascomycota; Eurotiomycetes; Chaetothyriales; Herpotrichiellaceae. The record is from RefSeq and is a predicted model, not a curated record.
AUGCCGUCAUCUCCCCCCGACCACCAAGGCCUCUCUGCUAUGUGGUGGAGUGCGCGGAAUCCACCAGAGAACCCUCGAACUUCCUUCUCAGGCAAGACCGUCCUCAUCACCGGCGCCAACGUCGGCCUGGGCCUCGAAGCCGCAGUCAAAUUCGCCGCACUGGGUGCCUCGCGUCUCAUUCUCGGCGUGCGGUCCAUCCAACGCGGUGAAGAGGCCAGAGAACAAAUCUGCCGACGAUCCGGUUACAAGAGCGCAGACGUGCAGCUAUACCAGCUCGACAUGAGCAGCUUUGCAUCCGUCAAGUCUUUCGCCAAGCAAGUCCGCGCGGACGAAGCUCGAGUCGACGUCGCCGUCCUCAACGCGGGCAUGGCGGCGUCUUCGUACCAGCGCUCGGCCGAAGGGUUCGAGAUGUCCCUGCAAGUCAACGCGCUCUCAACCGCCCUCCUGGCCGUGCUACUAUAUCCGAAGCUCCAGAAAUCGGCCGAGGUGUCGGGCGAGCCAUCACACCUCGAGUUCGUGGGCAGUGUCGGCCAUCGCAUGGUCAAGCCUGGUGCACUCGACGCGGCGCUCGAGAGCGGGUCGCGCGUGCUGGACCUGGUCAACGACGAGACAUUCUUCGACGUCGAACGCCAAUACUGCACCACCAAGCUCUUGCUGAUGUACGUCAUGGACGGACUCGUCGCAGCAGCAGCGUCGUCCUCGUCCUCGUCAUUUGCAGACCCCAAAGGCCCCGACGUGGUCAUCACGACUUGCUGCCCGAACCUGUGCCGCACGAACCUCGGCCGCGACUUUUCGUUCCUGCUCAAGCUGCCGACGUCCCUGUUCCAACUCGUCUUCGCCCGCUCCGCCGAGGAAGGGAGCCGGAUUCUUGUCAGCGGAACGGCCUUGGGAAGGGAGGCGCAGGGCCAGUUCUGGAGCCACGACGUCUUUGACCAGAAGGGUGAGCUGGCGACGAGUUCGAAGGGGAAGGCUCUGCAGAAGAAAGCAUGGGCCGAGAUCGUGCAGAUUCUUGAGGAGCACGUUCCGCAGAGCGAGGGAUAUCUCCUCCGCUGUUAG